AGCUCAGGCAGCGAGGGAACAGCACUUGGCUCACGCACCGGCCCCGGCCCCGCCUGGACCCCCGCCUGGACCCUCGGCCGCCCGCAGCCAUGGCUCCUCCGCCCCUCUGGGGGCUGCUCCGCUUGGCUGCCCUCUGCCAUCUGACCACACUGCUGGCCGGACAGCACCUCGGUGUGAAGAAAUGCAACGUGAUCUGCAACAGGAUGACCUCGGAGAUUCCCGUGGCCUUACUAGACCACUACCAUCGAAAUCAAGAAUCCUGCGGCAAGCCUGCCAUCAUCUUGAGGACGGUAAAGAACAGAACCUUCUGUGCUGAUCCAAAGGAGAAAUGGGUUCAGAAAGCCAUAGCACAUCUAGAACGCCAGACUGCUGUUCCAAAUCGAAAUGGCGGCACGUUCGAGAAGCAAAUCGGUGUGGGUGAGCCCAGGACCACCCCGGCCACCAGGGGAAUGGACAGGCCUGCGGUCACAGAGCCCAAAUCCACCCAGGAAAACAGUGGCCAGGAGGCACAGAGGGCCUCGGGGACUUCCUCAGAGCUGCCAACAGGAGUGGCUGCUUCCUGGGGGACCAGGUUCCCCUCCACUCCAAAGGCUCCGGAUGGAGGACCUCCAGCUGGGUCCCAGAAAACUGAGUUUUUCAACGCUGCUACCCUCACGACCGCAACGUCCUGGCAGAGUUCUGCUGCCUACAAACCCGGGUCGGGCCUCUGGACGGAGGGAAAGGCCUCUGAGGCCCUCCCCACCCAGGCCCCCUCC
Molecule: messenger RNA, 755 nt
Organism: Leptonychotes weddellii (Weddell seal)
Lineage: Eukaryota; Metazoa; Chordata; Mammalia; Carnivora; Phocidae
Source: RefSeq, a predicted model, not a curated record